This is a messenger RNA of Nyctereutes procyonoides (raccoon dog), 312 nucleotides long. Its product is annotated as tubulin beta chain-like. The record is from RefSeq and is a predicted model, not a curated record. Gene Ontology annotation, cellular component: cytoplasm; microtubule. Gene Ontology annotation, molecular function: structural constituent of cytoskeleton; GTPase activity; GTP binding. Gene Ontology annotation, biological process: mitotic cell cycle; microtubule cytoskeleton organization. The coding region runs from base 1 to 312 and encodes 103 amino acids. The transcript has a single exon. NCBI's taxonomy places the organism in Eukaryota, Metazoa, Chordata, Mammalia, Carnivora, Canidae.
AUGUUGGGGAUCCCCAACAAUGUCAAGACCACUGUCUGCGAUACCCCACCCCGUGGCCUCAAGGUGGCAGUCACCUUCAUUGGAAAUAGCACAGACAUCCAGGAGCUUUACAAGUGCAUCUCAGAGCUGUUCACAGCCACGUUCCGGCGCAAAACCUUCCUCCACUGGUACACAGGUGAAGGCAUGGACGAGAUGGAGUUCACCGAAGCUGAGAGCAACAUGAACGACCUUGUCUCUGAGCAUCAGCAGUACCAGGAUGCCACCGCAGAAGAAGAGGAGGAUUUCGGUGAGGAGGCUGAAGAGGAGGCUUAA